AUGGGUACCAAGUCCCGCCGGUCGAAAUCGCCGCCGCCGACGACGACCCCGAACGGUUCCAUCGGGCGCGCUUCCGGGCGAAAAACCAACGGCGACCUGCCCAAGAUGAACACGGGCAAUGUCGAACUGCAACGCCGAAACAUCUCCCAGGAGACCUCGACCCCGGCCGCCGCCGCCGCCAACCGCAUGGCCCGCGAGUCCUUCACCCUCGACGAAGACCCCGUUCCCAAAACGCCGACGUAUAACAACCAUGGCUUCUUCGACCUACCCAAACGAGACCAGCGGAAUUUCGGCCUGCUUGUCCUCCUCUACUUCCUCCAGGGCAUCCCCCUCGGCCUCGCGACGGGCUCCGUCCCAUUCCUCCUGAAAAACCACAUGUCCUACGGCGAAAUCGGCAUCUUCAGCUUAGCCUCCUACCCAUACUCCCUCAAGCUCUUCUGGAGUCCCAUCGUGGACGCCGUAUGGAGCCCCAAGGUCGGCCGGCGCAAGAGCUGGAUCCUCCCCAUCCAGUUCCUCUCCGGGAUAGGCAUGCUAUACCUGGGCUCGGUGGUCGAGGGCAUGAUGGAGAUGACGGGCAAGCCCGGCGGCCCCACCGUCUGGGGUUUCACGGGAUGGUGGUUCUUCCUGGUGCUCAUGUGCGCCACCCAGGACAUUGCCGUCGACGGCUGGGCGCUGACCCUCCUCACCCCGAGUAACGUCUCCUACGCCUCAACCGCCCAAACCGUCGGCCUAACCGCCGGCCACUUCCUCUCCUACACCGUCUUCCUCGCCUUCUACUCCAAGGACUUCGCCAACCGCUGGUUCCGCACCGUACCCCUCGACCACGGCCUCGUCAGCCUCGGCGGGUACCUCACCUUCGCCGGAUGGGCCUACAUCCUCGUGACCGCCGGCCUAGCCUUCCUCAAACGCGAGGAAAAGACCAAAAACGAAGACGGCAUCUGGGACGUCUACAAGAUUAUGUGGGGCGUCCUCAAGCUCAAAAACAUCCAAACCAUCAUCAUCGUCCACCUCAUCGCCAAAAUCGGCUUCCAAGCCAACGACAGCGUCACCUCCCUCAAACUCCUCGACAAAGGCUUCGGCACCGAAAACAUGGCCCUCACCGUCCUCAUCGACUUCCCCUUCGAGAUCGGCCUGGGCUACUACGCCGGCAAGUGGUCCCAAGAAUACACUCCCAUGCGCCUCUGGUGCUGGGGCUUCGCCGGCCGCCUCGCCUCCGCCCUCGUCGCCCAAUUCACCGUCUCCCUGUUCCCCUCCACCGGCGGCGUCACCCCGACCUACCUCCUCGCCGUCAUCGCCCAACACGUCUUCUCCACCUUCACCAACACCAUCAUGUUCGUCGCCGUCUCCGCCUUCCACGCCCGCAUCGCCGACCCCGUCAUCGGCGGCACCUACAUGACCCUCCUCGCCACCGUCUGCAACUUGGGAGGUACCUUCCCGCGCUUCUUCGUCCUCCGCAUGGUUGACGCUUUCACCAGCGCCACUUGCAUCUCCCCAUCCACCCCCCCCUCCGAGAAGCUCUCCCCCCUCGCCGACCUAUCCGCCCUUGUGGGAACAAGCUGCGCCAUCCAAGCAGACAAAGAACGCUGUCUCGCCGCCGGCGGGCUAUGCGAGAUGCAACGCGACGGGUACUACCUUGUCAACAUUCUCUGCGUGCUCAUCGGCGUGGUUACCUUUGUACUGUUUAUUCGUCCUAAGGUGUUGCAGCUCCAGUCUUUGCCGUUGCGGGCGUGGCGGUUGGGGUCGUCGUCUUCGUCUGCUUCCCCGUCGCGGUCGAAGUACUGA
Dichotomopilus funicola is the source of this 1782-nucleotide messenger RNA. RefSeq names its product acetyl-coenzyme A transporter 1-domain-containing protein. The record is from RefSeq and is a predicted model, not a curated record. The coding region runs from base 1 to 1782 and encodes 593 amino acids. Gene Ontology annotation, molecular function: acetyl-CoA transmembrane transporter activity. Lineage: Eukaryota; Fungi; Ascomycota; Sordariomycetes; Sordariales; Chaetomiaceae. Gene Ontology annotation, cellular component: membrane. The transcript has a single exon.